UUUUGGUAAGUUGUCAUGGGUAAAGCCCCUUUCACACCGGGCCUGCAUAGAGUUGCCUCUUCUUUUUCUGUAGAUUUGAAGCUUCACUGCCAGCAAAUUUCAGCAGAGUCCAGCAGGAUGAAUAAAAUCUGGCAAUGCAGACUACAGCCCAAUGUUGACACUAGAGGGAAACAGCUGGCAGCAUGGUGUUCUCUCACUCUGUCAUACUGCCGCCAUCACAAACUCUACACCCUGGACGUCAUGGAAGCUCAGGAAGGCCCCGUGUUUAACAACAAGAAGAUAGAACGAAAACUGUCAGUGGAAGCCAUUCAAGUUGUGUUUGAGGAACUGAGGAAAAAAGGAAAUCUUGAAUGGUUGGACAAAAACAAAUCCCGUUGUUUAGUCAUGUGGCGACGACCAGAGGAAUGGGGCAAGCUAAUAUACCAGUGGGUUUCCAAAAAUGGGAUGGUCAACUCGGUAUUUACACUUUAUGAGUUGUCUAACGGUGACGAUACAGAAGGGGAAGAAUUCCAUGGUCUAGAAGAGUGGAUGCUGUUGCGUUCAUUGCAGAGUUUACACACAGAUGGCAAAGCAGAGAUCAUCACCAUGGAUGAUGGAAAGGGGGUGAAAUUCUUCUGAAACACUGCCAGAAUCAAACCAGGAGCCCUCGUAUCGUACCUUUAAUGCAAUUUUUAGUGUCAGCCGUUUAAGAUGACAGAAGACGCACAUCAGCGCCCACUCCGGUGGAUGCUCUUCUUGUAAUUGUUGUUGCCUUUUGGUCUGCCCAACUUCAAAGCAUUUUCUUAUUGGCUGGGAACUGAGAUUAAUGGUAAGUCUCAGGAUAAGAGAAUUUGAGGGGACCUUCUUUGUAAAAAAGAAGGAAAAAAAUUGCAACUCAUGCAAAAUGCAAUUUGUUAAGAUUGAAAGAUGCCUCGAGUCUAUCAGGGGUCUGAAUACUCUUGGGGAACGUGUUUCCCCACCAGUUGUAAGUUUACUCUUUCAUUACUGUAAAUAUGCCUAUUUUAUUCCUACCCCUUCCUCCCUCUUUAACAUAAUUUUUCUGCAUAAUUAGCUCUGGACCUUUACUCAGUUGUUACUCUCGUGUUCCAUGUGAUGUCCCAAAGAAAUCUCAGAGCACCACAGGAGCAGUUAUUUUGAGAAUCAUUACCAUUAAAUGCUUCCAGAAGAGGAACACCUCAGAGAUUUGGACCACUGCUCCUCCUCUCGGAGUGUUAUAUUUGUGGAUUUCAUGUAGACAUUGCUGUCAUCCUGUUGUCUAGUUGGUAAUUAUGUGACACUCCUGUUUUCCUCUCUACACUGAGUCUAUUUUUUCAUAUCAUGUAUGAGAAAUAAAUAGAAAUUUCCUAAACUUCUCUUGCAACACUUG
Thalassophryne amazonica is the source of this 1366-nucleotide messenger RNA. It is a transcript of the gene vps25, whose product is annotated as vacuolar protein sorting 25 homolog. Bases 16 to 618 code for a protein of 200 amino acids. Gene Ontology annotation, cellular component: ESCRT II complex. NCBI's taxonomy places the organism in Eukaryota, Metazoa, Chordata, Actinopteri, Batrachoidiformes, Batrachoididae. Gene Ontology annotation, biological process: protein transport to vacuole involved in ubiquitin-dependent protein catabolic process via the multivesicular body sorting pathway. Gene Ontology annotation, molecular function: protein homodimerization activity; structural molecule activity. The record is from RefSeq and is a predicted model, not a curated record. The transcript has 6 exons.